CUCGCUCACUUAGGUUUUCUUUAAAUCUCAACUCCCUUCACUUUUCCCUUUUUUCCUUCUUGGUGAAACAACAGAAAUGUCGGAAGUUAGAGAUCCUGCGAUUAAGCUCUUUGGUAAAACAAUCCCUCUCACAACCAACGAAGAUACUUUAUCAGUCUCCUGUGAUUCUGUCUCUGCCUCUGCUACUGUUUCUGCUCUUGUUACUGCAGCUACUUCUCAUGAAGACAACAAUUCUUAUCUUGAUCGUCCUUCCACGACUUCUCAGAACAACAAAUCUAGCAAAGCAGGAGAAGACCAAUCACAACAACUGAAACAGCAACAAGAUAAGGAUGCACUGGGAGACAAACCCAACGAGACUGAGGAAGAAGAUGAUGCACCUCCUCCAAGUUCAGAUCAAUUGACAAAUCCAGCUACAUCUUCGGGGAAUAAUGAGAACCCUAAAACGCUCUCUGUCGACGAAGAAACUGCAAUGCCAAAAGCUUCUGACACUGAAGAGGAGCAGAAUGAGACAAAUAACUCACAGGAAAAGACCUUGAAGAAGCCAGACAAGAUCCUUCCAUGCCCCCGCUGUAAUAGCAUGGACACCAAGUUCUGUUACUAUAACAAUUACAAUGUCAACCAGCCCAGGCAUUUCUGCAAGAACUGCCAGAGAUACUGGACAGCUGGUGGGACUAUGAGAAAUGUGCCGGUGGGUGCUGGCCGCCGGAAGAACAAGAACUCUGCUUCGCAUUACAGGCACAUUACUGUCUCUGAAGCCCUCCAAACAGCUCGAUCAGAGGCACCAGAUGGAAUCCACCACCCUAUGAAACCCAAUGGCACUGUUCUCACCUUUGGUUCAGACACACCACUUUGUGAAUCGAUGGCUUCUGUGUUGAACCUUGCAGACAAAACAAUGAGGAAUUGUACAAGGAAUGGAUUUCAAAGACCAGAAGAACGGAAAAUUUCAGUUUCUUGUGGUGGGGGAGAAAAUGGGGAUGACCGCUCCAAUGGAUCUUCGGUCACAGCUUCCAACUCAAUAGAGGAAUGUGGCAAGGUGACUUUGCAAGAGUCGGUGAUGCAGAAUUAUCACACUUUUCCUCCUCAGAUACCAUGCUUUCCAGGGGCUCCUUGGCCUUAUCCAUGGAACCCGACUCAAUGGAGUCCUGCAGUGCCCCCACCUGCUUUCUGCCCUCCAAGCUUUCCAGUAUCAUUCUACCCCACAGCACCUUAUUGGGGCUGUACUGUUCCAGGCAAUUGGAAUGUCCCUUGGCUCACCCCACCAUCUUCUUCCCCAAGUCCCGUGGCUCCAAGCUUUGGUCCUAACUCUCCAACCUUGGGAAAGCAUUCAAGAGAUGGUAACAUGCUUACACCAAGUAAUUCAGAGAAAGAAGAUCCAGUAAAACAGAGCAAUUCAGAGAGAUGCCUUUGGAUUCCAAAGACAUUGAGGAUAGAUGAUCCUGGGGAAGCUGCCAGGAGCUCCAUAUGGGCUACCCUGGGGAUUAAGAAUGAUAAGGCGGAUUCAAUCAGUGGAGGAGGGCUCUUCGAGGACUUCCAGUCAAAGGGUGAUGAAAAGAGUCACAUGGCUGAAACCUCUCACUUACUGCAAGCCAAUCCUGCAGCAUUGUCACGGUCACUCAACUUCCAUGAGAGCUCAUAAUUGGGUAGAUGAAAAGCCUGUUGUGGUGUGAUGUUUCACUGAUAUGGUGAGGCACAGAAGGAACAACUCGCUGAGAAUAUUUUGCACCACUUACUUUGCCUUGAGCCAUGUUAGUGCACCGGCUUCAUUUCAGGAUUUGGGAGACCAAUCCAAUUGAGAUGGACCAGAAAAGAUCCAUCUGGUUUUCACAGAAAGGAAAUAUCCUGAAAUAACUCGAAACCAAAUGAUUUUAUCUUUCCUUUCUGCUAUUUGUGAAAAUUAUAUGCAGGGCCUUCUGUUUUCACAUAGAUGAUUGUUGAGGUGGUGUAACUUCUAGAUGUAUAUAUCUAUGUAUGAUGACAAAGUGAGAUAGGGCAGAGAAGAGGAGUGAGAGACCUAAUUUGUAUCGUAUUCUCUGAUUUACUAAAGUAAGUUUGCAUAUCUAAUGAAGUUCUUCAUUUUCACUCUGAAC
Messenger RNA from Telopea speciosissima, 2087 nucleotides. Its product is annotated as cyclic dof factor 2-like. Bases 77 to 1636 code for a protein of 519 amino acids. The transcript has 2 exons. The record is from RefSeq and is a predicted model, not a curated record. NCBI's taxonomy places the organism in Eukaryota, Viridiplantae, Streptophyta, Magnoliopsida, Proteales, Proteaceae. Gene Ontology annotation, biological process: regulation of DNA-templated transcription. Gene Ontology annotation, molecular function: DNA binding; DNA-binding transcription factor activity.